AUGUCCCAUAAUAUGCAAAAAGAAUUUCUAAAAUUGGGAGAAGCUGAUAUGUGCACCAGAUCAAGGUUCCAUCCAACAACCGAAAAUUACAUAAUUCGUUGCCAAAUUGACCACUAUCUAUAGUUCAACUACUUUUCUCAACUUGUUUUCUCAUCGUUUCAAACAUUAAUGGAUGAAUAUGAAUGACAUGUUGACAUCGUAUGCCUACUUCUUCGAUACAUAUAAAAGAAUGAGGAGAAAAAUUGAUAAUCAGUAUCGAUAGCUCAUACCUAAGCAAAGCAUCUGAUAAAAAUCACCAUGAAGUUCUUGAUUGUCGUUGCCGCUAUUUUGGGUGCCUCCAUGGCCGGAGUACCAGAGAAUAGAGGGAAACGUGGUUUGGUGAGCAGCUUAGGGUAUGGCUAUGAUUCUUCUCUUGGCCUUUCUGCCCUUCAUCUACCCCUGUCAUCGUCAGUUCUAUCAGCACCAACUGUGAUUGGGUCUCACUUGCCCUACACUUCAUCAGUGCUGUCAGCUCCUGCCAUCUCCACUUUAUCAGCUCCAACUGUCAUCAAAACUGUACACUCAGCUCCAAUUGUCAAGACUGUGGUGUCCCAGCCUCAGAUUUUGAGCUACGCUUCCGCACCUUCCCUAGGAUUGGCUUCUUCAUUGGACCUUCACUCCCUUUCCUACGGCUCUUCAUUGCCCUCAGUCUACUCAUCUGGACUCCUCAAGAGCUACAACCUGGGAGGACUUCCAGUUACCAGCCACAUCAACGACCUCCACGCUUGGUAGAUGGAGUGAAGAACAGCCUUAAUUUUUUUUUCGUUUGUUGAUAACAAUAAUUUGAAAAUAUAUUAUUUUUGACAAUACA
Molecule: messenger RNA, 850 nt
Organism: Coccinella septempunctata (seven-spotted ladybird)
Lineage: Eukaryota; Metazoa; Arthropoda; Insecta; Coleoptera; Coccinellidae
Exons: 2
Coding region: 298-771 (157 amino acids)
Source: RefSeq, a predicted model, not a curated record